AUGUACCGGAUUAACGCCCUUGGGAUUUAUUUGUGGGAAACUAUAGUAUUUUUCAGUUUGGCAGCAUCAAAGGAGGCAGCGGCGCGGAAGGCUGCGUCCCCCAUGCCUCCGUCUGAAUUCCUGGACAAACUCAUGGGAAAAGUGUCCGGAUACGAUGCCAGAAUCAGGCCUAAUUUUAAAGACCCGCAAGGCUCCAAAUCGGAUGGUACCCACAAGAAAGGUCCACCUGUGAACGUAACAUGCAACAUUUUCAUCAACAGUUUUGGGUCCAUUGCUGAAACAACAAUGGAUUACAGAGUGAAUAUUUUCCUGAGACAGCAGUGGAAUGACCCGCGGCUGGCUUACAGCGAGUACCCUGAUGACUCCCUCGAUCUUGACCCCUCUAUGUUGGACUCCAUUUGGAAACCUGAUCUGUUUUUUGCCAACGAAAAGGGAGCCAAUUUUCACGAGGUUACCACGGACAACAAGCUGCUACGGAUCUCUAAAAACGGAAAUGUUUUAUACAGCAUAAGAAUAACCCUGGUCCUGGCUUGCCCGAUGGAUCUGAAGAACUUCCCCAUGGACGUGCAGACGUGCAUUAUGCAGCUCGAGAGCUUUGGAUAUACGAUGAACGACCUCAUAUUUGAGUGGGAUGAGAAGGGGGCUGUACAGGUGGCAGACGGACUGACGCUACCCCAGUUUAUACUGAAGGAAGAGAAGGACCUACGUUACUGCACCAAACAUUACAAUACAGGGAAGUUCACCUGCAUUGAGGCUCGUUUCCAUCUGGAGAGGCAGAUGGGCUAUUACCUCAUUCAGAUGUACAUCCCCAGCCUCCUGAUCGUCAUCUUGUCCUGGGUGUCCUUCUGGAUCAACAUGGACGCGGCGCCGGCCCGGGUCGGACUCGGCAUCACCACCGUGCUGACCAUGACCACGCAGAGUUCCGGUUCCAGAGCGUCUCUGCCGAAGGUGUCCUACGUCAAAGCCAUCGACAUCUGGAUGGCCGUGUGCUUGCUGUUUGUGUUCUCCGCCCUACUGGAGUACGCCGCCGUCAACUUCAUCGCCCGCCAACACAAGGAGCUGCUCCGCUUUCAGAGGAGGAGACGGCACCUCAAGGAGGACGAGGCUGGAGAGGGUCGCUUCAGCUUCGCGGCUUACGGUAUGAGCCCGGCCUGUCUGCAGGCCAAAGACGGCAUGGCCAUCAAGGGGAACAACAACAACGCCCCUACGUCCGCCAACCCGCCCGAGAAGACCGUGGAGGAGAUGCGCAAGCUCUUCAUCAGCCGCGCCAAGCGGAUCGACACGGUGUCACGCGUGGCCUUCCCGCUGGUCUUCCUCAUUUUUAACAUUUUCUAUUGGAUCAUAUACAAGAUUAUCCGAAGUGAGGAUGUUCACAAGCAGUAA
Messenger RNA from Chanos chanos (milkfish), 1383 nucleotides. It is a transcript of the gene glra1, whose product is annotated as glycine receptor, alpha 1. Gene Ontology annotation, cellular component: postsynaptic membrane; plasma membrane. The transcript is spliced from 10 exons. Gene Ontology annotation, molecular function: extracellularly glycine-gated chloride channel activity; transmitter-gated monoatomic ion channel activity; transmembrane signaling receptor activity. Bases 1 to 1383 code for a protein of 460 amino acids. The record is from RefSeq and is a predicted model, not a curated record. Lineage: Eukaryota; Metazoa; Chordata; Actinopteri; Gonorynchiformes; Chanidae. Gene Ontology annotation, biological process: monoatomic ion transmembrane transport; chloride transport.